This is a messenger RNA of Pogonomyrmex barbatus (red harvester ant), 766 nucleotides long. It is a transcript of the gene NHP2, whose product is annotated as NHP2 ribonucleoprotein. The record is from RefSeq and is a predicted model, not a curated record. NCBI's taxonomy places the organism in Eukaryota, Metazoa, Arthropoda, Insecta, Hymenoptera, Formicidae. Gene Ontology annotation, molecular function: RNA binding.
CGUAGUAGUUUAUAAAAUGCGGGAGUAAUCCACAUUUGUCCAAAUUAUAAAGCAAAAUUCGGAAAAGGAAUCGUCUCGCAAAAUUCUCGGAAAAUUGAAAAUUAGGAUACGAUACUAGCUAACUUUCUGCGCCAUCGAGUAUAAUCCUUUAAAUAAAUACAUUAAAUACAUUAAAAUGGAGGUUGAUAUGACUAUAGUAAAGGAGGAGAACAUCUGUCCUGAAGUUUCUUAUGAAAAUAAACUUCGUUUCGUAAGUGCUAUUGCAAAGCCAAUGGCACCAAAGAAAUUAGUAAAAAGAAUUUAUAAAUGUAUAAGAAAAGCGUCUAAGCAUAAAACAUAUACAAGAAAUGGACUAAAAGAUGUUCAAAAGCAUUUGCGUAAAGGAGAAGUAGGCUUGGUCAUCUUUGCUGGAGAUGUAUAUCCUGUAGAUAUCAUGUGCCAUUUACCAAUUGUGUGUGAAGAUAAAAAUAUUCCUUAUUGUUUUACGCCAUCCAGAAUGGAUCUCGGUGCGGCAAUGGGCAUGAAGCGUGGAAGUCUCAUGGUACUUAUAAAGGAACAUCCUGAAUAUAAAGAAUUGUAUGAUGAAGUUAAAAUUGCAAUAUCAAACCUUUCGUCGCCUUUGUAAUUUUCACAUUUAGACAUUAAACUUGAUAUAUUGUUUUUCAUUUUUAUAAUUUAGGUCAAAUUUUAUAUAUUGAAAUUAUACAAUAUAUAAAAUGUCUUUCUGUAAAUAAAUUUUUUAUUUUAAAUAUAUCGAUACUUUGUA